Molecule: messenger RNA, 4072 nt
Organism: Cyprinus carpio (common carp)
Lineage: Eukaryota; Metazoa; Chordata; Actinopteri; Cypriniformes; Cyprinidae
Product: tomoregulin-2-like
Exons: 5
Coding region: 631-1338 (235 amino acids)
Biological process (GO): cell differentiation; multicellular organism development
Molecular function (GO): protein binding
Source: RefSeq, a predicted model, not a curated record
CUAAGAAGACUUUCUCUGCAUGGCCCCUCGCCCACGCAUUUGCAAACCAAAGCCCUGUUAAAGUAGACUACAGGGUACACUAUUCUGCACUGGCCGUCGAUAUGCUCGAGCUGGACCAUCGCCUCGCUCCCGACACUCCUGCAUCCCUCUCGACCAAUCAGAGCGCAGCAUCGUCCCGCCCCUCCCGGUUCCUUGAGAACACGUGAUCCGAAGCGGUCUGGAAACCUGCCGCUCGCCUUCAGUGCGUUAUUGUGGUUCACAGGUACAGAGGAAUGUCCCUCCGCGAGACUCUGACAAACUCACGGCUCUCCGCGAGCGCACGGAGUGAGGACCGAGGACAGUCUCUCUAAGCCGCGCCUCAGUGGAUGUUGUAACUUCGGCAUGUCACUCGAAUGGGAUAUAUGAUUUUUUUUGCCCCACUUCUGUUUCUUAAAAACACCCCUUGCGUCUUUUUAUUCUUGCCUUGUUUUUGAACAUCUCGCUUACCCGCUUCCCUCCCGAUACCAUCCCUCCCCUGUCAUCGCACCCAGACCUCUCUCAUUCGCAUCUGCACCCUCUCGCUUCGGGCGGAUCCUCGCUCCGGUCAUCCAGAAACAACUGCUUCAUGGGGCACACUCCGUCCGUCGGAAAAUGCCCCUCUCUUGGCUUCUAAGCGCAUUGGCAAAGUUGACAACACUAGGACCAGGGCUGUCGUUGCGCGUCUGCGAGCAGCGUCGGGGAACUGAGAUGGGUGUCACGGUGGCGGCGGCCCUAUAUGAGCCCCGAAGUCCGCACCAGUGGAGCCGGAUAGUGGGACACUGGGUAUGGAUUGCAGUCUUGUCCUUUCUCGCCACUUUCCCGGUGCAACAACUUGGCGCUUUCCCGUCCUCACUCAGCGACUGUCAGACUCCGACUGGAUGGAAUUGCUCGGGGGAUGAUGACCGGGACACAGAUCUCUUCCUUUGUGACACCAACACUUGCAAGUUUGAUGGCGAGUGUCUCAGAAUUGGGGACAUAAUAACAUGUAUAUGCAACUUCAAGUGCAACAAUGAUUAUGUUCCUGUGUGCGGCUCCAACAACGAAAACUAUGAAAACGAGUGUUUUCUGCGGAGAGACGCCUGCAAACAGCAGAACGAGAUCCUGGUGGUCUCUGAAGGAUCCUGCCCAGCCGAUGCUGGUUCAGGAUCGGGAGAUGAAGAUGAUGCUCAUAAACACACACUCACUUCCUCUCAGCCUGUCAGCAGUCAUCUGCUCUCCUCCACAAGCCGCCUACUGAAACUGAGAUUCAAUUACACCCACUCACGUAUUGUUCAGAGAAACAGAAUUAUUACACUCUUCCCCCCAAAGUGCAAUGUCUGACUGACAGUAGAACAGUCUGCGGCUCGAGCCGUAUAUUUGCAUCGCUUAAAAUGUGUCACUCUUCUUUGAUUUUAAUCUCUCGCUCUUCCAGUCAACCCUUUUAUUCUUCUCUCUCAACCAAACAGGCUACAUCUGCUAAUUGAGUACUGUAACAUCCCCCUGCAUGCUGCUGCUUAUUGUGGUCUUGUUUUGCUAGCCAUUUCCUGUUUACUAGAUGUGGUCUGUGCUUUUUGCAAAUAGCAGCAGCUUGGUUGGUAUAUGUGUCAUUGGGACAGGGCUAUUUUUCCCUGAGGAGGUUAGGGAAAUUUAUAUUUCACAGUACUUUGUGAUUUGAAUCCUCCGGAGUUUACGGAGAAAUUGAAUCCCAUCCAUAUAAGAAUGUCUGCAAUUGGGGUAUAUUAUUUUGUAGGUGCUUUUUAGUUUGACUUAAAGAAAAUAUUAAUAUUGUAAUAUUUUAAAAUAUUAUUACGAUUUAAUAAUGUAUCAGUUUCUUUAAAAAUACACUACUGACACAGAAUUUUUGGUUUUUAAAUUUAAGUCAGAUUAACACAGAUUUCAUGUGUUAAUAAUUGUACCUUAAAAUCAUAAACAUUGUUUGGAACAAGGAUUUUUUUUUAAUGAAAAAUAGUAGUAGUAUGUUUGAGGCUGUAAGUUAACUGUAAAAAGUACUAUACAUACAAAUUUGAAUCAUAAAUGUUCUCUUCAGGUUGUAUACAAUGCUUUAAUAGUGGGUAGAAAAUAUGUUAUAAUAUUUUCCAGCUAUAUACAAUAAUACUCUAAUAGCUUACUUUGGCUUUAGUUUAGUAACAAUAUAAAAGCUAAUUACUUUGCAAACAACAUGUUUUCUUUAUAAUGUUGCACUUAAGAUUUUAAACUGGUCUUUACAGCUGCCUUUAUAUUUGCCUUGAUAUAUACAGGAGUAGUUUUUCUAAACCAGGCCUUUUCAAAAGUUUGGAGAAAAGGAGAGAACUACUCUUGUUCGAAUAGUGCUUAUGAAGGACUUAACUGAUCAUGAACUUCUCAUUUAACAAGUAUGCCAAUUAAGAAUAUCUAGAUGUUUUGUUAGGAAAAUGGUUUUGUGUUAGUAGAUGAAAGCAAAUGGCUCUCUGCAGACCAGAACAAUAGAGAUAGAGAAAGUGGGGAAGACAAGAUGAUGAGGCAAGAGGAGAAAAUAUGUAUAGAGAGACAAAAGAAGAGUGAUAAGAGACUGGAGAACUGCACAUCGAUAAAAUGAGUGGAGAAAGGAUAGGAGAGGGAAAGAGAAAUGGAGGGCAGAUAAAGAGAAAGAUAAGUAAAGAGGAGGAAGAGAAAGAUGAGGGCGAUAAAGGCUGUGUGAAGGAAGGGAGAAAUGAUUGUGGUUUAUAGAUAGAACAGAAAGAGAGUGAGAAAGAGGGGCAUUUAGGUAAGCACAGCACUAUCGGUGUGAUAAAAAUCAAAUGUAUUUCAAUGGCUGCAGAUAAAUCAUAUGUGUUUCCUACUGGGCAUGCAGGCUGCUGGACACUUAUGGCAAAGCACCGAGAGAAGCCGCCCUGAGGGCCAUGUAACAUCAUCUGCAUGAGAGGCUACAUGCAGAAUAACACGCUUUAGACAAAAACAAUAUAGAGAAACCAGAGAUCAUUAUGGUUGAUGCUAGGAGAUUAGGCUUUUUCUGAUUAUCAGAUAUUUCACAACAGUUGACAUUACUUCUAAUUCUAAUGAAGUUUGUAUAAUGAUUCCCAUCAACAGUGCAUAACAUUGGAUUUUAAUGACUCCAUUUAGUCCUAUUUGGAUGUAUGUUCAAACACACAUCAAGCACUAAUAAAAUAUGUAUUAUAGUAUAUUCAGAAAUAUUGUUUUUGCAUGCAAAAAAUUGUCUAUCAUUGAUACACAGAAUGGUCAUUAAUAGACCUUAAAGGGAUAGUUCACCGAAAAAUGGAAAUGCUGUCAUUAAUUAACUCACCCUCAUGCUGUUCCAAACCUGUAAUACCUUCGUUCAUCUUCGGAACACAAAUUAAGAUAUUUUGGAUAACAUCCAAGAGCUUUCUGACCCUCCAUAGACAGCAAUGUAACUGAAACAUGGAUUUAAAUAUAAAUGAAUAUAAAUCAUUUUUACCUGCAGCACAGAGUCUUUCCCAACCUGCACGUGCAAUAAGGAGCUGCUUCGUCACUGACAAACAAUAGAAGACAUUCGCAAGUUUUGUUUCCUACAAUGGGUUGUUGGUAUUACCCAGCAUUCUUUUUGUUCCUUUUGUACAAAAUAUCCUGUUAUUAUUGCAGUUUGAUAAACCACACAUGACUUUAUCAUAUGUCAAUCCAGUUGACAAGGGAUUUAUCAGUAAAAUUUUACUGGGGCACAGUGGUAUUUCACUGGAGCUCUUGCCCCAGUAAUUUUCACAACUCAUUACUUUCAAAACUGUUUUAUGGAGUUUUUUUACUGAACAGUCAGUAUGUCGUUAAACAACAUCACAAUCCAUCGAAUGCACUGUACUUCUAUGCCUCAUAGCCUUCUUUUCAUUCCUGUCAAAAAUGAAAAAUGGAACCACCAUGACGUAUGGAAAAAGAUGCUGUUUGGAGUCAUGGUAGGUAGCAGGGACUAAUGUGGUCAUGCUAACCAGCCCAACAUUGACCCCUUGUUAACAUUAAAUGGUGUUUUUGUUUUUGUUGUUUAAUUUAGUUUAAUUGCACUCCUAAUGUUUAAAGACAGUCUUGGAAAAGUACUAUAGAGAAACCACCUGAGAAUUGUCUCAUUAGAUCU